Molecule: messenger RNA, 21623 nt
Organism: Coregonus sp. 'balchen'
Lineage: Eukaryota; Metazoa; Chordata; Actinopteri; Salmoniformes; Salmonidae
Source: the annotation of a GenBank genome assembly
AUGGCCGUUCCCCCCUUUCCAAACCCUCCUGCUGUCCUCUCCUCCACUGAGGUGAGUCCUAUUCUCAUGCACACACACACACACACCUAGCUACACACAUACACUCCUAUGACCGAAUGGUCAUCCAAAAGCUGAUGAUCAGAUAUGUUAUGCGAAAGCAUCUGCUCAGGCCUAAACACAAACGCACCUCCAAAAGCAACAAAACAAUAACUGAAAUCUAUCAGAAAUCGUCAGCCCUUGGUCCAAAAUGGACCCUUCUUAUCCAAAACAUGCAUGUUUUUUUGUUGCACAUAUCUGAUCAGUGCACUUAUCUGGAGAUAUGAACUCAAUUGGAAGGAAUGGCAGUGCAGUCGACAACUUUCUACUUUGAAUGUGUUGACUCAAUGUAUCAUCAUCACCACCACCACCACCAUCAUCAUCAUCACCACCACCACCAUCAUCAUCAUCAUCAUCAUGACCAUCAUCAUCAUCAUCAUCAUCAUCAUGACCAUCAUCAUCACCACCACCAUCAUCAUCAUGACCAUCAUCAUCAUCAUCACCACCACCAUCAUCAUCAUGACAUCAUCAUCAUCAUCAUCAUCAUGACCAUCAUCAUCACCACCACCAUCAUCAUCAUCACCAUCACAAUCAUCAUCAUCAUUAUUGUUAUCCCAGACUCAUCCCCCCAAAUCAACAGCAGCAGCGGUGGUAGUGGCUCCGGCCCCCACAGAGAAGCCCCAACCCCCAGAGAGUCUGGCCCUCAGCAGGGGACCCCUGGAGGCCUCCAUCUCCAUCAGCAAGGUAAGAGUCUCCACUCCACCACGCUCUGUUACCUGUCCUAAAACUGACAGAUAAAGGGAGGGACUACCUGGACUUGUCCAAUAAGAAACGCUUUUUUUCUUUUUCUGUUGCAAAGAAAAGAAACCCUGUUUUGCUACAUUUUGCAUAUACUUAUGAAUACGAACCUGAUGUUGGAUUGAAGUGUUACGUCUAGCUGUCUUUUUAAUAAAUGUUCUGCUCAGUGUCUUGGCAAUUCUGUUGCUCUGACCUGUAUUUCUCUCACUCUCUCUCUCUCUCUUUCUCUGCCUCUCGCUCACACACGCACACACAGGUGAAUCCCAGUGUUGGGUCCAGUGGGAACACAGCUACGGAGUUUGUGUCCAGAGAAGCGACACUCAAGAUCCUCAGAGAGGGAGAGACUUCCUCAAAGGUCAGCCCAUGUGUUACUUCCUCUUUGCACCCUACAAGUCCCUACCAGCCUGAGGAGCCUCCGUGUGUCCAGGCAACAAGCCACUGAGUUGUUUACUGACUUGAUUUCUCAGGUCUAAAUUAGUUGAGCAACUUAAAAGUCAAGCAUGAACACCAGGCAGUCAUUGCAAACCCCUAACAUGAACACCAGGCCAGCUCAUUGCCCAAACCCCUAAAAUGAACACCAGGCAGUCACCUACACCCUAACAUGAACCCCAGGCAGUCACCUUUGAACCCCUAACAUGAACCCAGGCAGUCACCUUUACACCCCUAAACAUGAACACCAGGCAGUCACCCUUUACACCCCUAACAUGAACACCAGGCAGUCACCUUUUACACCCCCUAACAUGAACACCAGGCAGUCACCUUACACCCCUAACAUGAACACCAGGCAGUCACCUUUACACCCCUAACAUGAACACCAGGCAGUCACCUUUACACCCCUAACAUGAACACCAGGCAGUCACCUUUACACCCCUAACAUGAACACCAGGCAGUCACCUUUACACCCCUAACAUGAACACCAGGCAGUCAUUGCACAAACCAAAACAAAUGCACUUUCCUUUUGAAGUUUUCCAGGGUGAUGAAUUCAAACCUGUGACCUGUAUUCUUCUGACCUAGUGUGUGUGUGUGUGUGUGUGUUGUGUGUGUGUUCAUGCUUGUAACUCUUGUUUGUGCUCUCUGCAGAAGCUCAAGGCCUCAGAGAAGGAGGCGGCUGAGUCUUCGGAGAGUGUGACUGUGCCAGCUGCCAAGACCCCUCUGGAGCAGGUGAGCAUGACAGUGGAUUUGGGUUACCUCUAUCCCUAACACUCCAUGUAGUGCAAUGGAAGGUAGAAUGAAUCAGAGCGACCUCACAGUAUCAGACAACUUGUGUUUAAUAUUUAACAGUAAAAUGCAUUAUUCAGUUAAUCGCAGCUAUUUUAAAGAUCUGGUAAAAUAUUGAAUGAUAUUUAUGUUUCUGUUGUGUUUUGCCGUGUGUGUGCGUGUGUGCGUGUGUGUGUGUGUGUGUGCGUGAAGCAGCUGACUGAGCCAAUCCCACUCAGGGUUGGCAUAAAAACCGGCUACCCAUUGAGUGCCGUUAACGUCAUCCAUCAACCAGUGUCUGAAAUGGCAAUGCCAGUGUGCCCCAGCCCAUGUGCGGACACCGAACCCAGGACAGGGGUAUGCUGAUGACUUUCAGAUCUCCUCCAGAGAGGAGCAUGUUAUCAAAGACAUGCUUUCUCGCACAGAUGACUUUUUGAAAUGGUCUGGGCAGGAAGUGAAAGACACUAAAUAUGCAGUGUUCUAUGAAAGAUGCAGCGGAGGUAAGCGCUGGUACAAGUCUAGAACUGAUAAGCCCCCAACAUUUACACUAACGAAUAAACCAAUCAGAGUUUACUCUCGUCACGAAACAUAUAGUUAUCUUGGACAGAAGUUUAAUGUUGCUGGCGAGUGGGGGGAACAAGUUGAGGAGCUCGUCCAUGAGUAUUCAACCAGGCUUGAUAUGAUUGACAUUUCCCCUCUGCCUGUGGUCAUGAAGCUAGAAGCUGUGAGAGAGGUGGCCCUAGCAAAGAUUCAACAUCUGCUUGCAAAUGUGCAAAUCCCACAGAAGGUUCUGAGGGAAAUGAAUAACAAAACUGUUCAAGUGGUGAGAAAGUGGCUAUGCUUAAACACACACACCACACGUGAUGUUGUCUUCCUGAGCCAAAGAGAGGGGCGUUUAGAAGUCCCGAAUAUUGAGUGGUUUGCACUGCUACCAGACUGAUUCACCUGUUGAACAUGCUCAACAGUGACGAUGUGACAGUUAGGGAGUUAGCCAGAGUCUCCCUCCUUCUGGACCUACAGGGGAGGAAGGUUCCACUGGCCAGGGACACUGAGGACAACUUCCUGGGCUUCAGGAGGAAGGCCAAUGGAAAAUUGGACACACUUGCUGCGGGCUUUGGAGUCUGGUCAGACUGGCCGGACCUCAAUGACCUGUGCAACCGGACUGGAGUGGAGCUCAGGUGGACACGGUGCAAACUGAGCCAGUGACUGCCUCUGUGUAGUCCCCUGUAGCUCAGUUGGUAGAGCAUGGCGCUUGCAACGCCAGGGUUGUGGGUUCGUUUCCCAUGGGGGGCCAGUAUGAAAAUGUAUGCACUCACUAACUGUAAGUCGCUCUGGAUAAGAGCGUCUGCUAAAUGAGUAAAAUGUAAAAAUUGCAGUUGUGGCAGAUUGCGGUGUUGUUGUGGAGGCUUCUGUCACCCAUGGUGGAACAUCUCAUCCUACAUCCAUGACAACACUCCUUGGUAUCAGACGGAUGCAGCUACUGCAACACUGAACUGGCCUGAGGCUGCAGGGGAAACUCUCUGCUCUGGACUGUGCUGUCCACUCUGUCUCCCAUUCCAUAUACCAGAAUGCUGCCAUUGGCGAAGACAUUCUCACCUUUACUGUUAAGGGGAGGCUGCAAGUUCUACCAACAAAAUAUAAUCUAGCACUCUGGUACCCUGCAAACCAUGACCCAUUUUGUAUUCUACAUGAGUCAAAUGUAAUGUAGUCCAUUGCCCAUGUUGUGAAUGGCUGCUGUUUUGUACAUUGCUAGACAUGACCGCCUUGUUGACCUGAUAGCCAGCGAGGUGAGACAACAGGUCUCACCAACAGCACACAUGCAGAAACAUUCUUGUGUAAGAGGAAGCUGGUUUGAUGUUGAUGAUGAUGUGUUUUCCUGUGUGCCAAAUACGCCAGAUAUUGUUAUUGUGGGGGGAGGCCAGGGGGAGGGGCUCAUUUUGGAAGUGGGCUGCUCAUUUGACGGCUACAUGGAGCAGGCCUUUGCCGAGAAGCUGCUUAAAUACCAGCCCCUCAUGGCAUGCUUGGACAGCCUUGGGUGUAGGUGCAAGCUGGUGGCACUGAUAUUUGGAGGUCUCGGCCACGUACACAGGCUUGCAGUGCGUGGCCUCCAGAUUGCAGGCCUGACAGGAACUAGGGCAAAGCAAUUGGCUAGGUACUGCUCUGUUUCAGCUGUCGUGGGCAGAAGAAGGAGAAGGAGGUGCUUUCUGUACCCUUGAGUGCCAUGCAUACAGGGACCUUUGAAAUGUUUGGAUCCUUUUUUUGUCACUUUGAUUGGUGGAUUCAAAUAAAGUAUUUAAAAUGUGUGUGUGUGUGUGUGUGUGUGCGCAGACUGCAAGCCUGUCCAAAACCUGUCGGCUCUCCAUUAAGCUGCCUGUGGUGAGCUCUGUGGAAGGGGGGCUGGUGUCCCCCCCUGCCUCCUCCCUGCCUUCCUCCUGCACCAGCCCAGACUUUGAGUACUGCAGCAAAGGUAUGGACCCACACUCACAACUAGCAGGCCAUUUACAGGGCUAGGGACCCAGUGAGCACAAGAUGUUGAAAAUACGUAUUUUCAACGUCUUGUGCUCACUGGGGAAGAACUGUUUUACUCAAUAUCAGCUGUCUAUUAAUUUAUCUAUUAAAUUCUUUGUGCAGAAAGUUGUGAAUCGACACCUGUUUAUGUGUGUUAUACAGUAUAUUCCAUAAUAUUAAUUAUAAAGGAGACAACCAACAAUAUAAACUCUCUUGCCUUGAGGUUUAAUAACAGAAACUCUCUUUAUCUCUCCUCCCUCUACCUAUGCUGUAGACCCAGCCACGUGCCCUAUCGUUCCAGGCCAGGAGAUAGUCAUAGAGAUCGCCAAGGGUCGCUCUGGCCUGGGCCUCAGCAUCGUAGGAGGCAAAGACACCCAGCUGGUAAGACUGCUAGCCCUGCUCAGGGCCGACCAUGUUGACCAUGACAGGUUACGUCAACUUGUCUCCAUCUCAGCCAGAGGUGAGAGCCACAGCCGCACUGCAGAGUAGCCUAGCUCUCUCUCUCUCUCUCUCUCUCUCUCUCUCUCUCUCUCUCUCUCAGUUUCCUUAGAACACACAGCAGCAGCUACUGCCAUUUAAUUGAAUGAUCUGUAGCCAUGUUGCCCAAGGACAGCAUAGAAACAUACAUUCAUUAUGUUUCCACUGAUCUUUCAAGAGGCUUUCAGUCCAGUUAGAAGACAUAUAGCCUAGCUUUGAUCACCUCUACCUUUGUCUCUCUCUCUCUCUCUCUCUCUCUCUCUCUCUCUCUCUCUCUCUCUUUAGGAUGCCAUAGUGAUCCAUGAGGUGUAUGAGGAGGGGGCGGCGGCACGCGAUGGACGACUCUGGGCUGGAGAUCAGAUCCUGGAGGUUAGUCUCGCUCUUUCUUUCUUUCUCUCUCUCUCGCUUUCUCUCUCUCUCCCUCUGUUUCGCUCUCUCUUUCCCUAUCGCUCGCUCUCGCUCUCUCUCUUUCUCUAUCGCUCUCUGUCCCUCUAUCUGUCUCUCUCUCUCAAUGCAAUUCAAUUCAAUAAAUGCUUUAUUGGCAUGAAUGGUGGUUGUCAUUGUUGCCAAAGCAAUGUACAGUUGAAGUCGGAAGUUUACAUACACCUUAGCCAAAUACAUUUAAACUCAGUUUUCCACAAUUCCUGACAUUUAAUCCUAGUAAACAUUCCCAGUCUUAGGUCAGUUAGGAUCACCACUUUAUUUUAAGAAUGUGAAAUGUCAGAAUAAUAGUAGAGAGAAUUAUUUAUUUCAGCUUUUAUUUCUUUCAUCACAUUCCCAGUCGGUCAGAAGUUUACAUACACUCAAUUAGUAUUUGGUAGCAUUGCCUUUAAAUUGUUUAACUUGGGUCAAACGUUUGGGGUAGCCUUCCACAAGCUUCCCACAAUAAGUUAGGUGAAUCUUGGCCCAUUCCUCCUGACAGAGCUGGUGUAACUGAGUCAGGUUUGUAGGCCUCCUUGCUCACACACGCUUUUUCAGUUCUGCCCACACAUUUUCUAUGCGGUCAUUGUCCAUUUGGAAGACCCAUUUGCGACCAAGCUUUAACUUCCUGACUGAUGUCUUGAGAUGUUGCUUCAAUAUAUCCACAUAAUUUUCCUUCCUCAUGAUGCCAUCUAUUUUGUGAAGUGCACCAGUCCCUCCUGCAGCAAAGCACCCCCAAAACAUGAUGCUGCUUCAUGGUUGGGAUGGUGUUCUUCGGUUUGCAAGCUACCCCCUUUUUCCUCCAAACAUAACAAUGGUCAUUAUGGCCAAACAGUUCUAUUUUUGUUUUAUCAGACCAGAGGACAUUUCUCCAAAAAGUACGAUCUUUGUCCCCAUGUGCAGUUGCAAACCGUAGUCUGGCUUUAUUAUGGCGGUUUUGGAGCAGUGGCUUCUUCCUUGCUGAGCGGCCUUUCAGGUUAUGUCGAUAUAGGACUCGUUUUGCUGUGGAUAUAGAUACUUUUGUACCUGUUUCCUCCAGCAUCUUCACAAGGUCCUUUGCUGUUGUUCUGGGAUUGAUUUGCAAUUGUCUUGGCUGAUUUAUUUUGAUUUUCCCAUGAUGUCAAGCAAAGAGGCACUGAGUUUGAAGGUAGACCUUGAAAUACAUCCACAGGUACACCUCCAAUUGACUCAAAUGAUGUCAAUUAGCCUAUCAGAAGCUUCUAAAGCCAUGACAUCAUUUUCUGGACUUUUCCAAGCUGUUUAAAGGCACAGUCAACUUGGUGUAUGUAAACUACUGACAUUUACAUUGACAUUUAAGUCAUUUAGCAGACGGUCUUACCCAGAGCGACUUACAACUGACCCACUGGAAUUGUGAUACAGUGAAUUAUAAGUGAAAUAAUCUGUCUGUAAACAAUUGUUGGAAAAAUUACUUGUGUCAUCCACAAAGUAGAUGUCCUAACCGACUUGCCAAAACUAUAGUUUGUUAACAAGAAAUGUGUUGAGUGGUCAUUAAAACAAGUUUUAAUGACUCCAACCUAAGUGUAUGUAAACUUCCGACUUCAACUGUAUAUGAAGUAUUACAAAAAUGAACAAUGUAUUUGAGCAACAAUAUUUAUAAACAUCCACACAAAAAAAAGAAUCAUACAUGAAAAAAUUAUACACACAAAAUAAAACAAACAAGCAACAAUUGAGACAUUAAAUAAAAAAAUUGUGGGAGCUGUUGUCUCUCUUAUAGUAUAGUAUGACAGGCCAGGACAUGCUCUGUAGCAAGGUCUACUGUCUCCACGUUUUCUCCUAGAAAAAACUAAAUACAUCUCCUCAACAGGCAGUUUAAGAAAUCCUGCAAUACGUUUUUCAAAUGUAAUGAGAUAAAUACCUCAGAUUGAAGCAUAUGUGGAGCCGUGAAGUAGGAAGAGCUGCUCAUCCUGUACUUCACCUGACCCACAAUGCUUACAAAGUCUUUCUUUUCUCUGCCUCUCAUGUUUGUUUUAUGGCAUCCUGUUGCCAGGCGAUCGGUCUGUACAUUGUUGAUGUCUUUGUUUGAAAUAUUGGAUUUUGACGAGGUGCUUGUGAUAAUUCGAUAUCUGUUUAGAAUUUUGUAAUAUUUAAGUUUGUUUUUAGAUAGAAUAUAGUUUUGCCAAUAAUUAGUGUAUGAAUUUUAGAUAGAGAUUUCUAUUUGUUUGAAUUUUGUUAUUGAUGGUUGAAUUGUUGAAUUUAGCUGGUGCUUUUGGGCCAGUUGCUCUGAAGGGUCAGUCUCUCUUGGGAUGAUAAUAUUCUGGAUUACAGUGUCCAGAAUCUCCUGAGUUCUACCUUACAGGCUAGGCUUGGGGAAUUUCUGUGCACACCUAGAAUAUUUUAGCUAAAUUCCAGUAAGGUGAGGCUUUUCUCUAGCUCUCUCUCUCCUUCCCUCUGUCUCUCAUUUUACAUUUUAGUCAUUUAGCAGAUGUUUUUAUUCCAGACCGACUUACAGGAGCAAAUAGGGUUGCUCAAGGGCACAUCGACAGAUUUUUCACCUAGUCGGCUCGGGGAUUCGAACCAGCGACCUUUCCAUAUCUGUUUAGAAUGGGCCUGCCGUCCCCAAUUUCAAAUGCUCUACAUUCUCAAUUAAGUAAGCAUUAUAUCACAAUAAUACUUUUUCAUGCCUCUUAAUAGGAAAGAGGAGACAACUGAAGAUUGCAACAAAAUAUGUAUUAUUACUCCCAUCUAUCACAUGCACUUAUGUUAGCUUUUUCAAAAACGUUAAAACUGGCAGCGAUGAUGUUGUCUCUCGCGCUGUCUCUCUCUUUCUCUCUCUCUCCCUAACUUUCUCUCUCUAACUCUCUAACUGUCUAUCUCGCUCUCUCCUCACCUUGUCUAACAGGUCUGCUAACUGUGCAGUUGAAAAUAAACGAUCACAGUUAACUCUGCACCUCUUAUAACCUCAUAUCUUACAUCACAUUGUCGUGUCAUGUUCCCCAGUGCACUCAAUUUAGACAAUGUCUCCAUCUACUGGAAUUAUACAGAACUGCUAUAAUUUAUCUGGCUUUCAGUAGGUGUUAGAGGGAUAAAGGAGUGAGUGACUGUGUGUGUGUGUGUGUGUGUGUGUGUGUGUGUGUGUGUGUGUGUGUGUGUGUGUGUGUGUGUGUGUGUGUGUGUGUGUGUGUGUGUACGACCAUCCAGGUAAAUGGCGUGGACCUGCGCAGCGCGGCCCACGAGGACGCCAUCACAGCCCUAAGGCAGACACCGGCCAAGGUGUGUCUUAAGGUUCUACGGGACGAGGCGCAGUAUCGCAACCAGGAAAACCUGGAUGUGUUCAGUGUGGAACUGCAGAAGAAGGCCGGCCGUGGCCUGGGCCUCAGUAUUGUCGGCAAGAGGUACAGUAGCAACUCACUGACACACACACACUCGGUGUGUCUUCAUAACAGAAGUUUCACCACAAGCAGGGAGUUUAAUGUGAACCAGCAAGAGGUGUAAGGAGGAUCUGUGCUGUAGCUAUUUUCUACACUCUUACCUGGAAUGAGUUGUCAGUAGUGUGCUUUGGUUACCUACACACUCUCCUUUCGAUGGCAAAGAUGAGAUCCAUUUUGAGCAUACGUACCCAUAGGAAUAAAUCAAAUAUUUUAAUUUGUAUGGUAGGAACGGCACGGGGGUGUUCAUCUCGGACGUGGUGAAAGGGGGCGCAGCCGAGCUGGAUGGCCGGCUAAUGCAGGGGGACCAGAUUAUCUCUGUCAACAGAGACGACAUGAGGCCGGCCUCGCAGGAGACGGUAGCUGCCAUUCUCAAGGUGAGGGGUGGGGGGGUGGAACGGACCUAAAGGCUCACCGUCACACCAAAAAACAACCACAUAGACUUGAUGUAUGAAAUGGCCUUCAGUCCAGUUUGAAUAAAACUGCCAUCAUAGACAAACACUCCGCAAUUACAAAAAAAACACAGUAAUCAAUCACCGUAAUCACAGACAAACAAAUAACUACAGCCUUCACAGACAAACAAAUAACUACAGCCUUCACAGACAAACAAAUAACUACAGCCUUCACAGACAAACAAAUAACUACAGACUUCACAGACAAACAAAUAACUACAGCCUUCACAGGCAAACGAAUAACUACUGCCUUCACAGACAAACAAAUAACUCCAGCCUUCACAGACAAUCAAAUAACUCCAGCUUUCACAGACAAACAAAUAACUCCAGCCUUCACAGACAAAAACAAAGAACUACACUAAAACAAAUAACAGCUUAUACUUGAAACACAUGAAAGUAACACAUCAAAGAACAUCCCUCUCACUGUCACAGUCCAAAACAAUAGAGAGCAAUAGUAAUGGAGUCUUUUUGUAGGCACUGUUCGUUGAACAAAGCCUAUGGGAAAAUUAAUGUUUUUGGAGGGUUUUUGGAUAAACGCCGAAAAUAAGGUCUGUGGUAAACACAGGUUUAGGAAAUAUUAUAUGCUUUGUUCUAUGAGAGAAUCUUAAUCAGCUAACGUCACUUUUUGUGAAUUUUUAUGCAUUUAUGUAAUAAUAAAAGCAGAUUUAGCAUAUAAAGGCUUCAUAAUUCAUAAAGGUCAUGUUAACUGACUUAUAUUAUCUCAUAGAACAAAAUGUAUAAGAUCUCCUAAGCCUGUGUUAACCUCAGACCUUAUUUAAGGCAUUUAUUCCAAAACCCUGUUCUUUUCCAAUUCAUUUUGCCCAUAGCAAUGGCUGACCGAACCAGAGGUAAAAUCAUUUCCGUUUUUUUGGACUACAAGCUGGCAAGCGCUCUAUACCAAGUCUGUCAGUAGCCACCAAACUCUUCUUCCUUCUUCCACAAGGGGUCACCAUUGGUACAGUUAUGUUCAAAGGCUGCAGUGCUCUCUAAUGAAGUGGUGUGUUUUAAGCUGCAUUGGUAGAGCUGAGGGGCUUUCUGGAUGCAGUUCUUUACAAUGUGGAGUCCCUCUGAAGUGGGUGCUUUGUGUGCCCAUGCUACAGUGAUGUACACUACGUUUACAGUGCCCUCACUGAGGUAUAUAGUAGCACCUUAUCCUGUGCACUUGACAAAUAAGGUUCUUUACAUGGGUUGGGUUGUGUCUAAAGUAGUGCACUAUGACUGAGUCCCAAAUGGCACUAGUGUAUGGAAUAGGUUACCAUUUAGGACGCGGCCUAUGAGAUGGAGACCCUGUAAGGUUGAAGUGCAUGUCCUGUCCUCAGUAGUAAACAUGGAAGUGGAGAUCCUACCAGGUUGCAGUUCUAUGCCAUCAGACAUUAGUGCACUAGGAAGUGGACACUGUAAGGUUAGUCCCUAGCUGCUCUGCUCAUGGUAGUUACGUGCUGUUGCGCUACCUGUGCCUCUGCAGUGUGCCAGGGGGGUGGUGCUCUUGGAGCUGGGCCGACUGAAGGCUGCCUCCUGGAUCUCUUCCAGACGCACCUCCCAGGGAAGCCAGGUGUGUGUGUGUGUGUGUGUGUGUGUGUGUGUGUGUGCGUGUGUGCGCCCAUUCUCACCCCCGCUGCAUGGGAGCUUGCAUGCAGAAGCUCAGUCAGCGACUGACCCUGGCUGCUGUGUCAUUAAUACUCCUGUCUCCCCUCCUUCUCCUCCUCUCUCCAUUCAUCAGUUGCAUGGAAGCCAAAAUGGCCGACUGAUGGACGUUUACCAGGUUCCUUCUGGUGUCACCUGUAUGUCACUCACUCACCCACCCAGCCAAACUCACUGCCACCGGGCAGCAAGCUGUGCAUGUGUGUGUGUUUUCUCCUGACUGGAUCAUAGCUCUGUUCCUCCUCCCUCCAGCAGAUGAGUCACGUCAGUGCCAGCAGCACAAUCGUCACGCCCCACCCCCCGCUAAACUCCACCCCCUCCACCUCUCAGCUCCUCAAUAACGUCAGGAAGCCAAUGACGGAGAGCAUGACGUCAUCACAGAGUGCAGGUAAAUUAGGACCAGACACAGACACAGACCCUUUCCACAGAAAGUAGGACCAGACCCUUUCCACAGAGAGGAGGACAAGACCCUUUCCACAGAAAGUAGGACCAGACCCUUUCCACAGAGAGGAGGACCAGACCCUUUCCACAGAGAGGAGGACAAGACCCUUUCCACAGAAAGUAGGACCAGACCCUUUCCACAGAGAGGAGGACCAGACCCUUUCCACAGAAAGUAGGACCAGACCCUUUCCACAGAGAGGAUUGACCAGACCCGGACCCUUCCCACAGACAGUGUAGAUGUUGGAAAAGGCUCAGAAACUGCCCUGUCAAUAGAAAUCCCAAUUAGUUCUGUGUGUAAUUCCCAUCCCCAUCUUUUUCCCUCUCUGGGUUUGUCGUAGCUGCAGAAACAGGGAUGCGCACUGUGGAGAUCACAAGGGUAAGUUGAGCUGUCUCCAGUUAUGUUUAGUUGGUUUAAACUACUCAUGAUAUGCUAAUUUAUAUUUAUAGACCAUACUGUAUACUCUGCCAAUUCAACUCUAGAAGCUUUAUUGGCAUGAAGAAUAUGACAACAAUCACAACAUCCUCUUCCUGAUAAUAGCAUUGACGAUCUCUCUCAGGGUCCUACUGAUGCGUUGGGGAUCAGUAUAGCUGGGGGGAAGGGCAGUCCUCUGGGGGAUAUCCCCAUCUUCCUGGCUAUGAUCCAGGCCAACGGGGUGGCAGCCAAGACGCACAGGCUCAAGGUGUGUGUGUCUGUGUGUGUGAGCCCACAUCACAGUGUCUUAGAAUCCCCUUACUGUUUGUGAUGGCUCACGCUGGCACAUGUGUGUGUGUGUGUGUGUGGGGGGGGGUGUGUGUGUGGGGGUGUGUCCUCCAGGUGGGUGAUAGAAUUGUGAGUAUCAACUCCCAGUCUCUGGAUGGCCUGUCCCAUGGGGAUGUGGUCACCAUGCUGAAGAAUGCCUACGGCAGCAUCAUUUUCCAGGUACACACACACACGCAUGGAACACAUACACACAGACACACAAUAUAUAUACACUACCAGUCAAAAGUUUGGUCACCUACUCAAUCAAGGUUUUUUCGUUAUUUGUACUAUUUUCUACAUUGUAGAAUAAUGGUGAAGACAUCAAAACAAUGAAAUAACACAUAUGGAAUCAUGUACAGUGGCUUGCGAAAGUAUUCACCCCUCUUGGCAUUUUUCCUAUUUUGUUGCCUUACAACCUGGAAUUAAAAUGGAUUUGUUGGAGGUUUGUAUCAUUUGAUUUACACAACAUGCCUACCACUUUGAAAAUGCAAAAUAUAUAUUUUUGUGAAACAACAAAGAAAUAAGACAAAAAAACAGAACUUGAGCGUGCAUAACUAUUCACCCCCCCAAAGUCAAUACUUUGUAGAGCCACCUUUUGCAGCAAUUACAGCUGCAAGUCUCUUGGGGUAUGUCUCUAUAAGUUUGGCACAUCUAGCCACUGGGACUUUUGCCCAUUCUUCAAGGCAAAACUGCUCCUUAACGUUGGAUGGGUUCCGCUGGUGUACAGCAAUCUUGUCACACCCUGGCUCUGGGACUCAUUAUGUUGAGCCAGGGUGUGUUUAUUUUAUGUGUUUAUUUCUAUGUUGGGGGUUCUAGUUUGUUGAUUUCUAUGUUUGCCUGAGUGACUCCCAAUCAGAGGCAACGAGUGUCAGCUGUUGGCUGGUUGUCUCUGAUUGGGAGCCAUAUUUAAACUGUCUGUUUUCCCUUUGUGUUGGUGGGUCGUUUCUUGUUUUGUAUUGAGUUUAAACUUUAACUAAUUAAAGUAUGUUUGUUCAUCACGCUGCGCCUUGGUCUGUUCCAUAUGACGAUCGUGACAGAAAAACCCACCAUGCAACGACCAAGCAGCGUGUCCAGGGGCAGCUCUUGGGCUGGACAUGGGAGGAAGCGCCGGGAGAAGAGAAGGUGGAGGCGCGCCGUAGAGAGGAGCAACGGCGUGAUCAGGGUCGUCGUCGGGCGGUCGAGAGGCAACCCCAGAAAUUUUUUAGGGGGGGGCACACGGCAUGGACGACGGGGCUGACGGAGGCAAAAAAGGGGCGGAUUCUGGAGGCCACCAGGUUACGGAUACACCGCCCUGUACGUCCUGUGCGGAUGCCUCACACAGAGUGUGUGAGGGUAGGCAUUCAGCCAGGACGGGUUGUGGCCGCUCUUCACUCCAGGGCUCCUAUCCGUCUCCACAGCCCGGUUCGGCCUGUCCCUGCUCCACGCACUAAGCCUACAGUGUGCGUCGCCAGCCCAGUCCGGCCAGUCCCUGCUCCACGCACCAAGCCUACGGUGUGCGUCGACAGCCCAGCCCGGCCUGUCCCUGCUCCACGCACCAAGCCUACGGUGUGCGUCGCCAGCCCGGUCCGGCCUGUCCCUGCUCCACGAACCAAGCCUACGGUGUGCGUCGCCAGCCCAGUCCGGCCUGUCCCUGCUCCACGCACCAAGUCUACGGUGCGCGUCGCCAGCCCGGCCCGGCCUGUUCCUGCCACUCGCACCAAGUAUACGGUGCGCGUCGCCAGCCCGGCCCGGCCUGUUCCUGCCACUCGCACCAAGUCUACGGUGCACGUCGCCAGCCCGGCCCGGCCUGUUCCUGCCACUCGCACCAAGUAUACGGUGCGCGUCGCCAGCCCGGCCCGGCCUGUUCCUGCCACUCGCACCAAGUAUACGGUGCGCGUCGCCAGCCCGGCCCGGCCUGUUCCUGCCACUCGCACCAAGUCUACGGUGCGCGUCGCCAGCCCGGCCCGGCCUGUUCCUGCCACUCGCACCAAGCCAGGGGUGCGAGUCGUCAGCCUGGUAAAGGCCCGUCCCUCCUCCACGCACCAAGCCAGGGGUGCGAGUCGUCAGCAUGGUAAGGCCCGUCCCUCCUCCACGCACCAAGCCAGGGGUGCGCGUCGUCAGCCUGGUAAGGCCCGUUCCUCCUCCACGCACCAAGCCAGGGGUGCGCGUCGUCAGUCCAGCACAACCCGUGCCUGGGUCACCGGUGCCUGGUAAGGUACCGGUCAACUGCUCCACUAUGGAGCUGAAGCUAACCGCUCCUGCUAAGUCCAGUUCGGCUCCAGCCGGCGGGGCCAGACUGGACCAGGGCGCUAUGGGGGGUGUAUUGGAGGGUGGUGGUCAAGGCCGGAGCCAGAACCGCCGCCGAGGAGGUAUGCCCGCCCAGCCCUCCCCUGUUUUGUUUAGUUGAGGCGCGGUCGCAGUCCGCGCCUUUAGGGGGGGGGGUACUGUCACACCCUGGCUCUGGGACUCAUUAUGUUGAGCCAGGGUGUGUUUAUUCUAUGUGUUUAUUUCUAUGUUGGGGGUUCUAGUUUGUUGAUUUCUAUGUUUGCCUGAGUGACUCCCAAUCAGAGGCAACGAGUGUCAGCUGUUGGCUGGUUGUCUCUGAUUGGGAGCCAUAUUUAAACUGUCUGUUUUUCCCUUUGUGUUGGUGGGUUUUUGUUCCGUGUUCGGUCAUUGAUACCGUUGGACGUCACGGGUCGUUUCUUGUUUUGUAUUGAGUUUAAACUUUAACUAAUUAAAAUAUGUUUGUUCAUCACGCUGCGCCUUGGUCUGUUCCAUAUGACGAUCGUGACAAAUCUUUAAGUUAUACCACAGAUUCUCAAUUGGAUUGAGGUCUGGGCUUUGACUAGGCCAUUCCAAGACAUUUAAAUAUUUCCCCUUAAACCACUUGAGUGUUGCUUUAGCAGUAUGCAUAGGGUCAUUGUCCUGCUGAAAGGUGAACCUCCGUCCCAGUCUCAAAUCUCUGGAAGACUGAAACAGGUUUCCCUCAAGAAUUUCCCUGUAUUUAGCGCCAUCCAUCAUUCCUUCAAUUCUGACCAGUUUCACAGUCCCAGCUGAUGGAAAAACAUCCCCACAGCAUGAUGCUGCCACCACCAUGCUUCACUGUGAGGAUGGUGUUCUCGGGGUGAUGAGUAGUGGUGGGUUUGUGCCAGACAGCGUUUUCCUUGAUGGCCAAAAAGCUCAAUUUUAGUCUCAUCUGACCAGAGUACCUUCUUCCAUAUGUUUGGGGAGUCUUCCACAUGCCUUUUGGCGAACACCAAACGUGUUUGCUUAUUUUAUUCUUUGAUCAAUGGCUUUUUUCAACCCAGCUCUGUGGAGUGUACGGCUUAAAGUGGUCCUAUGGACAGAUACUCCAAUCACUGCUGUGGAGAUUUGCAGCUCCUACAGGGUUAUCUUUGGUCUCUUUGUUGCCUCUCUGAUUAAUGCCCUCCUUGCCUGGUCCGUGAGUUUUGGUGGGCGGCCCUCUCUUGGCAGGUUUGUUGUGGUUCAAUUUUUUAAUAAUGGAUUUAAUGUUGCUCUGUGGGAUGUUCAAAGUUACGGAUAUUUUUUUAUAACCCAACCCUGAUCUGUACUUCUCCACAACUUUGUCCCUGACCUGUUUGGAGAGCUCCUUGGGCUUCAGGGUGCCGCUUGCUUGGCGGUGCCCCUUGCUUAGUGUUGUUGCAGACUCUGGGGCCUUUCAGAACAGGUGUGUAUAUAUACUGAGAUCAUGUGACAGAUCAUGUGAAACUUAGAUUGCUCGUAGGUGGACUUUAUUUAAAUAAUUAUCUGACUUUUGAAGGUAUUUGGUUGCACCAGAUCUUAUUUAGGGGCUUCAUAGCAAAGGGGGUGAAUACAUAUGCACGCACCACUUUUCCGUUAUUUAUUUUAUAGAAUUCUUUGAAACAAGUAAUUUUUUUCAUUUCACUUCACCAAUUUCCACUAUUUUGUGUAUGUGCAUUACAUGAAAUCCAAACUAAAAUCAAUUUAAAUUACAGGUUGUAAUGCAACAAAAUAGAAAAAACGGCAAGAGGGAUGAAUACUUUUCCAAGGCGCUGUAGUAACCAAAAAAGUGUUAAACAAAUCAAAAUAUAUUUUAUAUUUGUGAUUCUUCAAAGUAGCCACCCUUUGCCUUCAUGACAGCUUUCCACAUUCUCUCAACCACCUUCAUGAGGUAAUCACCUGGAUUGCAUUUCAGUUAACAGGUGUGCCUUGUUAAAAGUUAAUUUGUGCAAUUUCUUUCCUUCUUAAUGCGUUUAAGCUAAUCAGUUGUGUUGUGACAAGGUAGGGGUGGUAUACAGAAGAUAUCCCUAUUUUGUAAAAGACUAAGAACAGCUAAAAUAAGCAAAGAGAAACGAAAGUCCAUCAUUACUUUAAGACAUGAAGGUCAGUCAAUGCGGAAAAUUACAAGAACUUUGAAAGUUUCUUCAAGUGCAGUCGCAAAAACCAUCAAGCGCUAUGAUGAAACUGGCUCUCAUGAGGACCGCCACAAGAAAGGAAGACCCAGAGUUACCUCUGCUGCAGAGGAUAAGUUAAUUAGAGUUACCAGCCUCAGAAAUUGCAGCCCAAAUAAAUGCUUCACAGAGUUCAAGUAACAGACACAUCUCAACUGUUCAGAAGAGACUGCGUGAAUCAGAUCUUCAUGGUCGAAUUGCUGCAAAGAAACCACUACUAAAGACAUCAAUAAAAAGAAGAGACUUGCUUGAGCCAAGAAACACAAGCAAUGGACAUUAGACCGGUGGAAAUCUGUCCUUUGGUCUGAUGAGUCCAAAUUUGAGAUUUUUGGUUCCAACCGCUGUGUCUUUUUGAGACGCAGAGUAGAUGAACAGAUGAUCUCUGCAUGUGUAGUUCCCACCCUGAAGCAUAGAGGAGGAGGUGUGAUGGUGUGGGGGUGCUUUGCUGGUGAUACUGUUGGUGAUUUAUUUAGAAUUCAAGGCACAGUUAACCAGCAUGGCUACCACAGCAUUCUGCAGCGAUACGCCAUCCCAUCUGGUUUGCACUUGUUUUUCAACAGGACAAUGACCCAACACACCUCUAGGCUGUGUAAGGCGGCUAUUUGACCAAGAAGGAGAGUGAUGGAGUGCUGCAUCAGAUGACCUGACCUCCACAAUCACCCGACCUCAACCCAAUUGAGAUGGUUUGAGAUUAGUUGGACCGCAGAGUGAAGGAAAAGCAGCCAACAAGUACUCAGCAUAUGUGGGAACUCCUUCAAGACUGUUGGAAAAGCAUUCCAGGUGAAGCUGGUUGAGAGAAUGCCAAGAGUGUGCAAAGCUUUCAUCAAGGCAAAGGGUGGCUACUUUGAAGAAUCUCAAUAAUAAAAAUAUUUUGAUUUGUUUAACACAUUUUUGGUUAUUACAUGAUUCCAAUAUGGUGUUAUUUCAUAGUUUUGAUGUCUUCACUAUUAUUCUACUAUGUAGAAAAUAGUAAAAAUAAAGAAAAACCCUUGAAUGAGUAGGUGUGUCCAAACUUUUGACUUGUACUGUAUAUACAGCGCAUUCGGAAAGUAUUCAGACCCCUUGACUUUUUCGACAUUUUGUUACGUGACACCUUUGGCAGCGAUUAUUGAGUCUUCAUGGGUAUGAUGCUACAAGCUUGGCACACCCCUAUUUGGGAGUUUCUCCCAUUCUUCUCUGCAGAUCCUCUCAAGCUCUGUCAGGUUGGAUGGGGAGCGUCACUGCACAGCUAUUUUCAUGUCUCUCCAGAGAUGUUUGAUCGGGUUCAAGUCCGGGCUCUGGCUGGGCCACUCAAGGACAUUCAGAGACUUGUCCAGAAGCCACUCCUGCGUUGUCUUGGUUGUGUGCUUAGGGUCGUUGUCCUGUUAGAAGGUGAACCUUCGCCCCAGUCUGAGUCUUUCCCUUGAUCCUGACUAGACUCCCAGUCCCUGCCGCUGAAAAUAUCCCCACAGCAUGAUGCUGCCACCACCAUGCUUCACCGUAGGGAUGGUGCCAGGUUUCCUCCAGACGUGACACUUGGCAUUCAGGCCAAUGAGUUCAAUCUUGGUUUCAUCAGACCAGAGAAUCUUGUUUCUCAUGGUCUGACAGUCUUUAGGUGCCUUUUGGCAAACUCCAAGCGGGCUGUCAUGUGCCUUUUACUGAAGAGUGGCUUCUGUCUGGCCACUCUAUCAUAAAGGCCUGAUUGGUGGAGUGCUGCAGAGAUGGUUGUCCUUCUGGAAGGUUCUCCCAUCUCAAAAGAGGAACUCUAGAGCUCUGUCAGAGUGACCAUUGGGUUCUUGGUCACCUCCCUGACCAAGGCCCUUCUCCCCCGAUUGCUCAGUUUGGCCGGGUGGCCAUCUCUAGGAAGAGUCUUGGUGGUUCCGAACGUAUUCCAUUUAAGAAUGAUGGAGGCCACUGAGUUCUUGGAGACCUUCAAUGUUUUGGUACCCUUCCCCAGAUCUGUGCCUCAACACAAUCCUGUCUCGGAGCUCUACGGACAGUUCCUUCGACCUCAUGGCUUGGUUUUUGCUCAUGCACUGUCAACUGUUGGACCUUAUAUAGACAGUUGUGUGCCUUUCCAAAUCAUGUCCAAUCAAUUGAAUUUACCACAGGUGGACUCCAAUCAAGUUGUAGAAACAUCUCAAGGAUUAUCAAUGGAAACAAGAUGCACAUGAGCUCAAUUUCGAGUCUCAUAGCAAAGGGUCUGAAUACUUAUGUAAAUAAGGUAUUUCUGUUUUUUAUUUUUAAUAAAUGUGCUAAAAUUUCAAGAACCUGUUUUCUCCGUCAUUAUAGGGUAUCGUGUGUAGAUUGAUGAGGGAAAAAAAUAAUUAAAACCUUUUUAGAAUAAGGCUGUAACGUACCAAAAUGUGGGGUCUGAAUACUUUCCGAAUGCACUGUACACACACACACACACACAUCUCUGUAUGGUCAAAUGAAGUAUCAGUUAUCAAACGUAAUGACACCCAUCACCCAAUGUAACCAUAUUAUGCUUUUUACUUGCCUAUUAUUUUACAUCCAUCAAAUAAAUGUUUUCUGAUAAGAUAUGUAAAUAAAAUCAUUUUUUAAAAUAUACAUUCUUGAAAAACUGAACUGCAUGUGUAUGUGUUUAGCAGUGUGUGUACUGUGUGUACCGUAUGUGUGUGCAUUAGAAGAUACUGCUGUGUGUGUGUGUCCAGCAUGUUGCAGCCGGCUGGCAGUUUUGCCAGAUAAUAUCAGGCCUUUAUGCUAAUGCUGCUUUAUCAGUCCGGCUCCAGGAGCCUCAGCACUGGACUGUUAGACUGGGCUGUUAGACUGGGCUGCUAGUCUGGACUGUUAGACUGGACUGUUAGUCUGGGCUGUUAGACUGGACUGUUAGACUGGACUGUUAGACUGGGCUGCUAGUCUGGACUGUUAGUCUGGGCUGUUAGUCUGGACUGUUAGACUGGAAUGUUAGACUGGGCUGUUAGUCUGGACUGUUAGUCUGGACUGUUAGACUGGGCUGUUAGACUGGACUGUUAGACUGGGCUGUUAGUCUGGGCUGCUAGUCUGGACUGUUAGUCUGGGCUGUUAGUCUGGACUGUUAGACUGGAAUGUUAGACUGGGCUGUUAGUCUGGACUGUUAGUCUGGACUGUUAGACUGGGCUGUUAGACUGGGCUGUUAGACUGGGCUGUUAGUCUGGACUGUUAGACUGGGCUAGCCCUGCUGCCUGGUGCUGAUUACACCACACACACACCACCCAGGACACCCAGCAAUUACUGUCUGACUCGAUCUCUCUCUGCCCCCUCUUACGUUCUUGUUCGCAACUUUGGUCUGGAAUCCUUAGUGGUCAAACUGCCACGUCCGUUUGCGAUAUUACAACAACAAAGAAGUUACUGCAAACAAGAAAACACAGUUUUUCCCCCUCUGACAUCACUGCAACACGUCAGAACAGCAGGAUAUGUACUGCCAUGGUGGUGGGGUGGCCAGUGGUGCGGUUUCCCCCUGCUGGGGAUUCCAUCUAACAAAGGAAGAGAACAUUCUCUCUCUCUCUCUCUCUCUCUCUCUCUCUCUUCCCCUUCUCUCUCUACAAUCCACUCUCUCUCUCUCUCUCUCUCUCUCUCUCUCUCUCGCUCUCUCUCUCUCUCUCUCUCUCUACCCCUACCCUCCCCCUCUUUCUCUCCCUCCUCCUAUCUCUCCCUCCACCUCUCUCUCCAUAAAGAAGGUGUGUCUGUAAGAUAAGUGCAGGCGAUGGCUUGGAAGCGUUCCACUAACGUUCCCUCCGCAGCCCACCAGUCGUCCGUUAAUCGUCCAUUAAUUAACCUUUGUUGUUGUUUUCAUAUUUUUAAUUGCCUCUCGGUUGAUUAAAUAUGGAAAUGAACAGAUGCUGACAGACCGUCGCCACCCUCAAUAGGUGGCUGACUGAAUAUUUCAUUUUAAAAAGAAAACUAAAGGGGGGGGGGGGGGGGGGGGGUGUAAAAGAGAGAGAGGAGUGAUAAAUGAUUGCUACAUUAGGCCUUUGUGUGGCUGUGAUCCAGGACCUGUCUGUAGUAAAAUCCAUUCUUCAGUAAUUCUAUUCAGCCAUGAAGGAUGUUAAAGGUUUCAAAUAGGGGGGUGAUUUUAAACACAAAUCGCAUGUACGUUGAUAUGAUAUACACUGACAGUCAUCCUUGUCUACAACACACACACACACAGACACACACAUGCACAGAUCAUGCCUUGUUAAUAAUAAUUGAAAAACUUGACACGUGCAUUGUUUUGUCUCCUGUCAUUUGUGCAUACUAAUCUGUGUGUGUGUGUGUGUGUGUGUUUUAAAGGUGAUCGCUGACACCAACAUCAGUGCUAUAGCCAGUCAGGUGGAGAGUAUGUCGACUAGCAGCAGCCCCGAGACACAGCCAGGGGAGCCAGAGUAAGUCGGACUCAUUUUCUCUUAGACACUGAUCUGAGGUCAGUUUUGUGCCUUCUCCCCUAAAGGUUAAAGGAACAAAAAGCAGUCACCCAGCCACUUGUUUGAUAAACAGCUGAGGGCUAGGGCUGGAGAAAUGUAACCGCUCCCAAAUUCAUAGACCGAGCAAUGGAUGCAUGAGAUCAAAAUAAUAGUUUUUUCCCAGUUUUGAAGCUAUACAGUGCUUGUUUUACAAUUUGAUGCUCUCUGCAGAGCCCCCAAGCCAAAGAGUAUCUGCCUGGAGAAGGGUUCUGACGGCCUGGGCUUCAGCAUCGUAGGAGGCUUCGGAAGCCCUCAUGGAGACCUGCCCAUCUACAUCAAGACUGUCUUCAGCAAGGUAACCAUCUGUAGCUCUGCACCAUCACACACAUGCAGGGUAAUGUGACUUGUACUGAUUUCCCCUCUGGGACAUUAGAUGGCAGCAGAUUCCCUCCCCCACACACACACACACACACAAACAGAUCAGUGAUUACUUAAAAGGGAGGAAGGAUCAUAAGGUUGCAUUUAAAAAUACUGUAACAAGGCCAAUUUUCUUAUUUCCACCACUUUGCGUGUGUGUGUCUGUGUGUGUUCCCCUGUUGUCGCUGCAGGGGGCAGCAGCAGUGGACGGGCGUCUGAAGAGGGGCGACCAGAUCUUGUCUGUGAACGGAGAGAGUCUGGAAGGGACCACACACGAGCUGGCUGUGGCCAUAUUGAAGAGACAGAGAGGGGCCGUCACCCUGGAAGUGCUGUCCUAG